GCAGCGGGCGGCCGGUUCAGGAGCUGCCUCGCUCGGCCGGCCGGGCAUCGCUGUGGCGGCCGGCGGCGCCGCUCAGACUCGGGGUGGCCGCGUGCGGCCUCGGGGCUGCCCAUGGGGCGCGGGGGGCCGGGCCGGUGACGCCGGACGCCCAUGGACGCCCCUGAGGAGCUGCUGCCGCCGGUGAUCUACACCAUGGAGAACAAGCCUAUCGUCACCUCUGCUGGAGAUCAGAACUUAUUCGCCUCUGUUUACCCGACGCUUUCCCAGCAGCUUCCGAGAGAGCCUAUGGAAUGGAGAAGGUCCUACGGCCGGGCUCCAAAGAUGAUUCACCUAGAAUCCAACUUUGUUCAAUUCAAAGAGGAACUGCUGCCCAAGGAAGGAAACAAAGCUCUGCUUACGUUCCCCUUCCUCCAUAUUUAUUGGACAGAAUGCUGCGACACUGAAGUGUAUAAAGCUACAGUCAAAGACGACCUUACCAAGUGGCAGAAUAUUCUGAAAGCUCAUAGCUCUGUGGACUGGUUAAUAGUGGUAGUUGAAAAUGAUGCCAAGAAAAAAAACAAAACCAACAUCCUUCCCCGAACUUCUAUUGUGGACAAAAUAAGAAAUGAUUUUUGUAAUAAACAGAGUGACAGGUGCGUCGUGCUCUCCGACCCCCUGAAGGACUCUUCUCGAACUCAGGAAUCCUGGAACGCCUUCCUGACCAAACUCAGGACGUUGCUUCUUAUGUCAUUUACCAAAAACCUAGGCAAGUUUGAGGAUGACAUGAGAACCUUGAGGGAGAAGAGGACUGAGCCUGGCUGGAGCUUCUGUGAAUAUUUCAUGGUUCAGGAGGAGCUUGCAUUUGUGUUUGAGAUGCUGCAGCAGUUUGAAGAUGCUCUAGUGCAGUAUGACGAGCUGGACGCCCUCUUCUCGCAGUACGUGGUCAACUUCGGUGCUGGCGAUGGUGCCAACUGGCUGACUUUUUUCUGCCAGCCGGUGAAGAGCUGGAACGGACUGGUCCUCCGGAAGCCCAUAGAUAUGGAGAAGCGCGAGCUGAUCCAGAGGCAGGAAGCCACCCUGUUGGACCUGCGCAGCUACCUGUUUUCUCGUCAGUGCACCCUGCUUCUCUUCCUGCAGCGGCCGUGGGAGGUGGCCCAGCGCGCCCUGGAGCUGCUGCACAGCUGCGUGCAGGAGCUGAAGCUGCUGGACGUGUCGGUCACGCCCGGCGCGCUGGACUGCUGGGUCUUCCUGAGCUGCCUGGAGGUGCUGCAGAGAAUAGAAGGCUGCUGUGACCGGGCACAGAUCGACUCGAACAUCGCACACACUGUGGGUCUGUGGAGCUAUGCCACGGCGAAGCUGAAGUCCUUGGGCUACCUGUGUGGACUUGUGUCAGAAAAAGGCCCUAACUCAGAAGACCUCGACAGGACAGUCAGUCUUUUGGCGGGUUUGGGAGCUGAGCGGCCUGAAACAGCCAACACAGCUCAGAGUCCUUACAAGAAACUCAAAGAAGCAUUGUCAUCAGUAGAAGCUUUUGAAAAACACUACUUAGACCUGUCGCAUGCUACCAUUGAAAUGUAUACGAGUAUUGGGAGGAUUCGGUCUGCUAAGUUCGUUGGAAAGGAUCUGGCUGAGUUUUACAUGAAGAAAAAGUCUCCUCAAAAGGCGGAAAUCUACCUUGAAGGAGCGCUGAAGAAUUACCUGGCUGAGGGUUGGGCAUUACCUGUCACACACACGAGGAAGCAACUGGCCGAAUGUCACAAACACCUCGGACAAAUUGAGAACUACCUGCAGACCAGCAGCCUUUUGGCCAGCGAUCCUCAUUUAACUGAAGAGGAACGGAAAUACUUCUGCCAAGAGAUACUCAAUUUUGCCAGCAGACAGCCAGAUAGCCCAAGUGACAAAGUCGUCCUCCCUAUGCAGUCUUUUGCCUACCUGAGAGAUCUCCGCUUCACCCCGUCCAACGCCGUGGUCCACGUGGGCGGCGUCUUGUCCCUGGAGAUAACGCUGUGCAGCCAGAUGCCCAUCCCGGUCCACGUGGAGCAGCUGGCCAUCAGCGUCCACUUCAGCAUCGAGAAAAACAGCUACCGGAAGACUGCUGAGUGGCUCACCAAGCACAAGACGUCCAAUGGGAUCGUUCACUUCCCCCCAGAGAGCCCGCCUUUCCCUGCAGCCCCAAGCAGCUCUCCCGCACUGGAGCUGUACGAGACGUUUGAGAGAAGUCCUUCCGAUAACUCGCUGAACACCACAGGGAUCAUCUGCAAAAAUGUUCACAUGCUCCUGAGAAGGCAGGAGAGCGGCCCCUCCCUGGACGUGGCCCCCGCUGUGGCCGUAGAGGACGGGGCCCACGUGCUGAAGUGCAGCGCCGUGACCCUGCAGCCCGGGGCCAAUGUCAUAACGUUCAGGACGCAGGCCAAGGAGCCGGGGACAUACACGCUGCGGCAGCUCUGCGCCUCCGUGGGCCCGCUCUGCUUCGUCCUCCCGCACAUCUACCCGCUGCUACAGUACGACGUGUACUGCCAGGAGCCGCAGCUGCGCGUGGAGCCGCUGGCUGACAGCCUUUUGGCUGGUAUUCCUCAGAAGGUCAAGUUCACUGUCACUACUGGCCAUUAUACAGUGAAAAACGGGGACAGUCUCCAGCUCAGCAAUGCGGAAGCCAUGCUCAUCCUGUGUCACGCCGAGAACAGAGCAGUGAUCUAUUCCAACACAAGAGAAAAGGCUUCUGACGCGUCCCUCCGGGUACAGUCGUCUGACAAGGUCACGAGCAUCAGCCUGCCGCCUGCGCCUGCGUACCACAUGAUCGAAUUUGAACUGGAAGUUCUCUCUCUACCUUCAGCUCCAGUAACUGCAGGGGAGAGCAGCACGCUGGGGGUGCCAGAGCCCCAGAGGAAGCAUAAGGACACACAGAAAGCUGGCCACCGCAUGGCUACCACGGACCACAAAGUGUCCAUCGACUGCCCAUGGUCCAUCUACUCCACCGUCAUCGCACUGACGUUCAGCGUCCCCUUCCGGACCACACACACUCUGCUGUCGGCUGGGACCCGGAAGUAUGUUCAAGUGUGUGUCCAGAAUUUGUCAGAACUUGACUUUGAGCUGUCAGAUAGUCGUCUCGUUGAUACUGGGGACAGCACCAGCCUGCAGCUGGCACCGCUGAACAUGGCAUCCCAGCAGCACAUCUACAGCCAGCAGUCGGUGUUCUUCGUCUGGGAGCUGACGUGGACACAAGAGCCUCCCCCUUCGCUGCAUGGCCGGUUCUCCGUGGGAUUCUGCCCAGCUUCUGAAGCACAGCUGUCUGUCUCCUUAAAGCCCUAUACUUACGACUUUCACAUGGAAAAUUUUUUUACGUUGUACAGCGUGAAAGCCGAGAUCCUGCCGCCUGUGGGAACGGAGCACUGUCGGACAGGCGCGCUCUGCGCCCUGGAGGUGUGUGUCACCCGCCUCGCAGACCUCCUGGAGGCCGACAGAGACGAGGCACUGACACAGUCCGACGAGUAUCUUUCCACCAAGCUCAUGUAUGAAGUGGUUGACAACAGCAGCAACUGGGCAGUGUGUGGCAAAAGCUCAGGCGUCAUCUCCAUGCCUGUGGCCGCGCAGGCCACGCACAGAGUCCACAUGGAGGUGAUGCCGCUGUUUGCGGGCCGCCUGCCCCUGCCCGACGUCAGGCUCUUCAAGUACCUCCCACAUCACUCUGCGUACCCCUCGCAAGCGGACGCUGAUAGCUGGAUAGAAAACGACAGCCUGUCGGUGGACAAGCACGUGGACGACCAGCUGGACAGCAGCAGCGUCAAGAGCAGGGGCAGCGUGCACUCGGCCCCCGGCGGCGAGCACAAAGGCUUGCCUAUGCCCCGGCUGCAGGCACUGCCACCCGGCCAGGUCUGCAACUCCAGCACGGCCAUGCAGGUUCUGGUCGUCCCCAGCAGAGACGACCAUGUCCUGGAAGUCAGUGUCACAUGACCACGCCCAGACCUGGGGGAGUGCACUUGAGGGGAUUGUGACUCGAUUAUGACCUUCUGGCUCUGACUGGACUUGGGGACUCUGCCUGCCCACAGGAGCCUCAGAGAGUCUCCGUGUACAGUGCUCAGCAGAGUCCCAGCUGAGUCAUGUGUCAUCUGUGGUGUCAGGUUUCGUGUUAGUUUCUCAUGUCCCUGUCCCCGAGCUGCUGUCCUCCAGGUUGGCCCCAGCCCAUUUCCCUACCCACCCCCUCCGUGUGCGUGAAAGGCCAUUACAGGCGGCUCUCACCGGGGCGGCCUUUCAGUCUGCUGCUUCUGUGCGGAGGGUCUUAUUAGAGUAGUGACACAUGUGUGCCUUUCUGGUCACACGGCCGCCCCCAAGGGGUAACACAGUCCUUUACCCCCGCUCAUCUAGUUGUGCUUUUCUAGAAUAACACCUUUUAGGGCAGGUGGGUGGGGCUGAGAGGUGGGGUGGGGAGGGAACAACCCCUUCUGUGCCUUGGGAUGUGACACGGGGAGGGCCAGAGCAGCCAUUAGCCAGAGGCAUUUCAAAGGUACUUCAAGGACUAGAGCAGGGUGCAGAGAACAGCCCGGCACUGCAAUAGUUUAGGAAUGAAUGUUUCUGGAACGCUUUUUCCCUCAUAAUGUUGAUUAUCAUAUGCACUUGAAAUUAAAUAUAUAUUUAUUUUAAUUAUCAUAUAUGUGGGGGUUAAUAUGUUGUGUUUUCUCUCACCUUUAAACUUAAAGUCUUGACAUGUAAUUGUAAGUAUAAUCAAUAUUUUUCUUUUGCACCUUAAAUCUUAGAAAUUACGAGGUUCCUUUGAAGUGAAAAUUAGAGGGGUCCUCUCAGUGCAUUUCUAGUCUGGUUGUAGGAGCGGGAUGAGAGUCUUGGCAUAGUACCUGCUGGCCACUAAAUUGCAGUCAUACCAUACCAACGGAUUCAUUUGCUUUCGGUUGUAAAUUUAAUUGUACAUAUGGUUGAUUUAUUAUUUUAAAAAGUACAAACUAACUGAUGUAAUGUUUAUGUAUAAGUUGCACCAAAAAUCAAGGACAAAAUAAAUGUGUGUUUGUUUUUAUUGGUGUGAAAAUCACAGCUUGUAAAUAAGCGUUGUAUGUAUUAAACCUUUUCCAGCUCUCCAAAGCGAUGUCUGUCUGUACAUAGGACACAGAGAACUCUUAAUUCCCUGGGAAAGUGUGGUUGGAAUUGAACUUGACCAGGUUACUGCACGUGAGGGUGGGGCCUCAUGGGUAACCUCAAAUGCAUGAGCCUUACGACAAAAGGAGACCCCUGCAGCCUUUGCUGCCCGCCCGUCCGUCACCCCCUGAGGGAGGCGGGAGGCGGGUGGGGUGGGAAGCAGAGCGGUA
Messenger RNA from Rhinolophus ferrumequinum (greater horseshoe bat), 5291 nucleotides. It is a transcript of the gene TRAPPC10, whose product is annotated as trafficking protein particle complex subunit 10. Gene Ontology annotation, biological process: intra-Golgi vesicle-mediated transport; early endosome to Golgi transport. Lineage: Eukaryota; Metazoa; Chordata; Mammalia; Chiroptera; Rhinolophidae. Bases 151 to 3930 code for a protein of 1259 amino acids. Gene Ontology annotation, cellular component: TRAPPII protein complex. The transcript is spliced from 23 exons. The record is from RefSeq and is a predicted model, not a curated record.